AUGUUGUUAUCAGAGAGAAAAUAUUCUCAACCUCAAGAUGAAGAUCAUCACUACCAAGAGACAAAGCAAGAAAAUAUAAAAGACUGUCAUGCUUGGUUGACAUUGGUUGCAACAGCUCUGGUUCCACUGAUGAUUGGUAUAUUUACUGUCGUGAUGACUAUACAACAGCAAUCUUCAGCUAGUAGACAACGCCAACAAGAACAGCAACAAGCUGAUAAUCUACAAAACGAACGAACAUUUUCUACUUAUGUUGAUGAUAUAGCAAAAUUACUGCUAACAAAAGAAGUCACGACAGAUAAUAAAGCUCUAUUGUAUAUUCGUACUAAAACUCUUUCAUCACUACGAAAACUCGAUCCACAAAGAAAAAAACAUGUGUUAUUCUUUCUAUAUGAAAGCCAGCUUCUUCAAUAUGAUAAAGCUAAGAAACAUGAUCGUUCCACACUGAAUUUAGCGGGAGCUGAUUUGACUCAUAUUCAUGUAACAAAAUUGAAAAAUUUUAAUAAUUUAUCUCUGCCCGGUGUUGACUUGAACAAUGCAUCGUUUAUUAAUUGUCAACUACAGCAUUCACGGUUUGCUGAUUCAGUAAUGAAUAAUAUUAGAUUCACCAACUCAUUUCUACUGAGAACACGUUUCAGCCGUUGUUCAUUAGAACGAGCUGAUUUCACAAAUGCUGAUCUAUAUGGCGCUUUGAUGACCGAAAAACAUCUUCAGGAAGCUGAAUUGCUUGACAAUGCACGACUACCAAACGGCUCAUUUGCCAUGAUUCAAGGAAAAAAUUUAGUGGUAAAUGGUGAAAACAUCGGUUGUCAUUCGAAAUUACUAUCCCCAUGGGUAAUGGAAGCUGAUGUUAUCAAGACAUUUCCACAUUAUCGCUCAUCAUUGAACUGUUAUUUUGGAAUAGCUAACCUAUCGUCGAUGAGUCCUACGUCCAUAGAGCAGUCAGUAGUAGUGGCUGAUUAUUCUGUGUUGAUUGACUCGGGAAAAGCUGAAUAUAAUUUUUCGGGUUUUUUCGGUGGUAACGCUUAUGCUAAAAUAACAUUUUUCACUAGUGCAC
Messenger RNA from Didymodactylos carnosus, 1054 nucleotides. The record is from the annotation of a GenBank genome assembly. NCBI's taxonomy places the organism in Eukaryota, Metazoa, Rotifera, Eurotatoria, Philodinida, Philodinidae.